AUGUCUCCUUUAGAGGUAGCACGAAGUGCCAGUGAGGAUGCCCGUUCCAUUUGCUUACGGGAGUAUGGCAGCGCUCCUGACAUUAAUAUCUAUGGAGAUCCUGAUUUUACAUUCCCUUACGUACCGGCACAUUUACAUCUGAUGGUAUUUGAGUUGGUUAAGAACUCCUUGCGUGCAGUCCAAGAGCAGUUUAUGGACUUGGACAAAAUUGCACCUCCUGUUCGAAUAAUUGUUGCUGAUGGAUUAGAGGAUGUUACCAUUAAGGCAUGUCACUGCUCAAAACCCCUCGAUGAGCAGGUAGAUGAACUGGGAACAUCUAAUGUGGCAACAAUGGCUGGUUAUGGAUAUGGGAUUCCAAUAAGCCGCUUGUAUGCUCGAUACUUUGGAGGGGAUCUGCAAAUCAUCUCUAUGGAAGGAUAUG
Molecule: messenger RNA, 421 nt
Organism: Ilex paraguariensis (yerba mate)
Lineage: Eukaryota; Viridiplantae; Streptophyta; Magnoliopsida; Aquifoliales; Aquifoliaceae
Source: the annotation of a GenBank genome assembly